Molecule: messenger RNA, 3842 nt
Organism: Spea bombifrons (plains spadefoot toad)
Lineage: Eukaryota; Metazoa; Chordata; Amphibia; Anura; Pelobatidae
Gene: SLC4A1
Product: solute carrier family 4 member 1 (Diego blood group)
Exons: 22
Coding region: 192-3020 (942 amino acids)
Biological process (GO): transmembrane transport; monoatomic anion transport; regulation of intracellular pH
Cellular component (GO): basolateral plasma membrane; plasma membrane
Molecular function (GO): monoatomic anion transmembrane transporter activity; bicarbonate transmembrane transporter activity; solute:inorganic anion antiporter activity
Source: RefSeq, a predicted model, not a curated record
UGUGGAUGUGGAGAUAAGGCGAUUGUUACUACUGGGAGGAGAUUAAGUGACUUUGGUGACUCAGGGUUUUGGAAGCAACAGUUGGUCCUGGGACACCAAGACCCCGAGUAGGACGGAGACCCUAAAGACUCCCCCAGGUUAUAAGUGUCCCUCGCUGGGCUCAGCAAGGGAUAUAAUCGUUUAUCGCAACGAUGACGUCUAAACUCGAAUCUGACAUAGACUUGGAAGCGGCCUUAGACAUCGGCGAAUACGACGACCCUGGAGAAAGUUUCAGACACGAUGAAGGAAAAAAAGAUCGUGAAAAGAAGAAGAGGUCUACACUGUACAAAAUUGGUCGACAGUCCUUAUUUUGGGGAAUCCGUGGAUCGUAUGAUCUGAAUAAGAGGAGACGAAUGGAAGAUAGAGGGGAGGGAGGACAAUAUCUUGAAAAUCCAUCUAAAUCUGAAGACGUCCCUUCACCCCUUUUCCCACCGGUGGCUCCUUCCUAUAUACCAUCUACCAGUGGAUUUCCCGAGCUUUACGUGGAACUUCACGAAUGUAUUAUGGAUUCCAACAAGGAACACCGUUGGGUGGAGGCUGCACGUUGGUUGAAGACGGAGGAGGAUUACCAACAAAACAUCAAGCAGUGGGGCAAUCCUCAUAUCUCGUAUCUGACAUUCCGCAGCCUCUUUGAGCUGAAAAAGGUCUUCAAGAAAGGUACGGUCAUGUUGGACCUCGAGGAGAAGACUCUGCCUGGGAUUACCAGCCAGGUGAUCGAUCAGAUGAUCUACGAAGAACAACUUAAACCUGAUCACCGGGAAGAGGUUCUACGGCUGCUCCUUUUACAACACAGCCGCCCGGAAGAGAUAGAGAAAUUGGAUCCUGAGAGUCAAAAGCCGCUGAUUUCUCAGAUUGAAAUGAAAACUAUUCCUGAAAAGGUGUCUGAGAAGGGUCAGCUGGCAACUCGGGUUCCAAAGGGGGCUGAAGCCUCUGUGGUCCUUGUUGGUGGUGCCAGCUUUCUGGAAAGUCCAGCCGUGGCGUUUGUGCGACUGAAGGAAGCGGUGCACAUCGAGUCCGUCAUAGAGGUUUCUCUGCCCAUCAGAUUCCUCUUUAUCGUCUUGGGUCCAGAAAAACCCAGUAUCAGCUACCAUGAUGUUGGCACAGCUGUGUCAAGCAUGAUGGCAGAAAGGGUCUUCCGUAGCGAAAUGUACCUGGCCGGCGGGAAGCAGGAUCUCCUCCGCUCCCUUAAUGAAUUCAUGGACUGCUGCAUAGUUAUCCCACCCAGCGAUGUCCCGGGGGAGCAUUCGCUCAAGGACCUGGUCCAAUACCAAAAACAAAUGCUCAAGAAGCGCUAUGAAGAGAGCAAGGCGGAUUUUGAUGGUGAUAAAAAAGAACCAAAGCCACCAGUGGAGCCUCCUGAGGAUCCUCUAAGUCGAUCCGGCAAGCCUUUUGGGGGUCUGAUACGUGACAUACGUAGACGAUACCCCCAAUAUCUGAGUGACAUCAGGGAUGCUCUAAGUCCUCAGUGCCUGGCUGCUGUCAUCUUCAUCUAUUUUGCAGCCCUGUCUCCAGCCAUCACUUUUGGAGGUUUAUUGGCACAAAAGACCAAUAACUGGAUGGGCGUAUCUGAGCUGAUGGUGUCCACAGCCGCGCAGGGUGUCAUCUUCUGUCUCCUCGGAGCUCAACCCCUGCUAAUUCUCGGCUUUUCCGGACCACUCUUAGUCUUUGAAGCAGCGUUCUAUAAUUUCUGUGAAAGCCAGGAAAUAGAAUACAUCGUGGGUCGCGUGUGGAUCGGCUUUUGGCUAAUCUUCAUCGUUAUAGUUGUGGUGGCUUUUGAAGGCAGCUUUCUGGUGCGUUUCAUAUCCAGAUUCACUCAGGAGAUCUUCGCCGUCCUGAUCUCCAUGAUCUUCAUCUAUGAGACGUUUGCCAAUGUCGCCAAGAUCUUCAUUCACCAUCCCUUACAAGGAAACUAUAACCUGACCAACACCGACCCAGCCACAUACCCGCAGCCUAAUACAGCCCUGCUGUCCCUUUUGCUGAUGUGCGGCGCGUUCUUCAUCGCCUUCUUUCUCCGUCAGUUCAAGAACAGUGGCUUCUUUCCUGGAAAGUUGCGCCGCAUCAUUGGUGAUUUUGGUGUUCCGAUCGCCAUUCUUAUUAUGGUCUUGGUGGAUUUUUCUAUCAAGGAUACGUACACAAAGAAACUCAGCCUUCCCAAAGGUCUCAGUGUUUCCUUGCCUCAGAACCGAAGUUGGUUCAUCCCACCGAUGGGGUUGAAUUCUGCCGUUAAACCAUUCCCCAUCUGGCUGAUGUUCGCUUCGGUUGUUCCGGCCCUUCUUGUGUUCAUCUUAAUCUUCAUGGAGUCUCAGAUCACAACGCUUAUUAUCAGCAAGCCGGAGCGAAAGGCCGUGAAAGGCUCUGGUUUCCAUCUCGAUCUCCUGUUGAUUGUGGGCAUGGGGGGUGUUUGCGCCCUCUUUGGCAUGCCAUGGCUCAGUGCCACCACCGUACGUACAGUCAGCCAUGCCAACGCACUGACCGUGAUGAGCAAGGGGGGGAAGCCUGAGAUCGAGCAUGUGAUCGAGCAGAGGAUCAGCGGGCUGCUAGUUGCAGUCCUUGUUGGCGUUUCUAUUCUGAUGGAACCUGUCCUGACUCUCAUUCCACUGGCGGUUCUGUUUGGAAUUUUCCUGUACAUGGGCGUCACAUCUCUGAACGGAAUCCAGCUGUACGAUCGAGUCCUCCUCGCCAUGAAACCUUCCAAAUACCAUCCAAAGGAAGGCUACGUAGCACGGGUGAAGACCUGGCGUAUGAACCUGUUCACGCUAGUGCAGGUUGUUUGCCUGAUGACCUUGUGUGCGGUGAUAUUCACUCCCGCCUCGUUGGCUCUUCCAUUCAUACUCAUCCUCACCGUGCCUCUGCGAAUGUUCCUACUGCCACGCAUCUUUAGUGCUCUGGAACUUAAAUCCUUGGACGCAGAUAACACGCCUGUCAACUUGGACGACGAAAGCGGCAGAGAUGUGUACGAUGAGGUCCAAAUGCCUGUUUAACCCUUGCUCUGCUUGACUAAACCCCUUAACGGCAAUGCAUCGUGAACCCGUACAUGUACGGGCUUUGUUGUGAAGGGGUUUAACGUUAUCGAUAUGACAUCAUAUCAAGGCAACCAUCUUUAAGGCAUCCGCCAUCAUAUGGAGGGCCUUCCUUUGACAACCUCUGAAUCCUCCAUCUGUUGAUGCCAUAAGCGUCGCUAUAAAAUAUAGGUGAUCGCAAACUUCCUGACCUCAAACUUAUUUCAUUUUUUUUUUUAGCGUGCUGUAUAAAAUCAUAAAACACCAUUAUAAAAAUAGGAUAACUUGGAUUUUUACAUUUAAAAAAAAAAUGAAUCUAAAUCAGUGCUUUUCAGAUUGUCAAGAUUCAUCAAAAAAACAUUUAUUUUUUUUUUAUUAUUUUUUUUAAUGCUUUGCGCUUCUCCUUAACCAUUUUGUAAAUAUUACGGAAAAAUAAUAUAUUUAGUUAGAAAUAUAAUAUAUUUUACAAGUAUAUAUGCAUAACUAUGUCAACCUAUUUAAUAGAUUAGAGUGAAAUUAGAUAUUUUUUAGUAGGGAUAUUAGAAAUCAAAGGUUUUUAACGUAGAUUUAAACGAAUUUGAACCCCAUAAUUAUGCAGACAUCCAAAGCCGUUUUUAAGGUUAUUUUGCGUGAAAUUAAUUGUUUGUAUUUUUUUUUUUAUUUUUUUUUUUAAAUAAGACUUGCACUGCCAAUGUAAUGCUUUGCUAAAAGUUGUAUUUUAAUAUGAGAUAAUGGAAUCUUUUAUACAAAGAAUAAAUCCCUUUUUAAAAUGUGUAUGUCGUUUAAAUAAAAAUGGAACGCAAA